ACAUGGUACCAAUCACAAGUCUUGUUAUUUUGUUUCAUUAUCAGAAAGAUAGUCUACCAAAUAUGAAAAUGCUGGAAGGAGCAAGAUAGCUUUGAUCCAGGGAGACCUUUUCUAUUUAUGUGCUUUAGUAAUCUGCUGCCAACAAGCUAUCUUCUUUAUGUUCUUUUACGACUGAUGUUGUUUUGUUUUCUCAUGUUUGUCUCUUAAUAGACAAAUGGAGGCAUGAGCUUUCUUAGAAUUACUCCUUCGAUGCAUAGUUCUGUUUCAUUUGGACUUUUGAGGCUUAGUAUCUUUCUACUACUUAGCUUUCCUGACUCAAACGGAAAAGCCAUUUGGACAGCUCACCUGAAUAUAACAUUUCAGGUUGGAAAUAAGAUCAUAUCAGAAUUAGGAGAGAGUGGAGUGUUCGGGAAUCAUUCUCCUCUGGAAAGGGUGUCUGGUGUGGUGGCACUUCCUGAAGGAUGGAAUCAGAAUGCCUGUAAUCCUUUGACCAAUUUCAGCAGGCCCGAACAGGCAGACUCUUGGCUGGCCCUCAUCGAACGUGGAGGCUGUACUUUUACACAUAAAAUCAACGUGGCAGCAGAGAAGGGAGCAAAUGGGGUGAUCAUCUACAACUAUCAAGGUACGGGCAAUAAAGUAUUUCCCAUGUCUCACCAGGGGACGGAAAAUAUAGUUGCGGUGAUGAUAGGCAACCUGAAAGGCAUGGAAAUUUUGCACUUGAUUCAGAAAGGAGUCUAUGUGACAGUCAUCAUUGAAGUGGGGAGGAUGCACAUGCCAUGGGUGAGCCAUUACGUCAUGUCUCUAUUUACCUUCCUGGCUGCCACAAUUGCCUACCUUUACUUAUAUUGUGUCUGGAGACCUAGACCUAGAGUGCCCAAUUCUUCCACCAGGAGGCGAAGUCAAAUAAAGGCAGAUGUGAAGAAAGCUAUUGACCAGCUUCAACUACGAGUUCUCAAAGAAGGGGAUGAGGAAUUAGACCCAAAUGAAGACAACUGUGUUGUUUGCUUUGACACUUACAAACCCCAAGAUGUAGUACGCAUUUUAACUUGCAAACAUUUGUUCCAUAAGGCGUGCAUUGACCCCUGGCUUUUAGCCCAUAGGACAUGUCCCAUGUGCAAGUGUGACAUCCUGAAAACUUAAGAAAUCUGGAGAAUUUUCUGAAGAUGUAACCAGAUCUUUCCAAAUACAAAGAUUAGAUAAAUUCUCUUAUUGUACUUUAUGUAGAGAGAAAAUUUCAGCUUCUCUACCCAAGUACAAACAAGGGUGAAAUUUGUGUUUUAAAAAUAAAACUCCUUAUCAUGCCCAGC
Messenger RNA from Pongo pygmaeus (Bornean orangutan), 1307 nucleotides. RefSeq names its product ring finger protein 148 (gene RNF148). NCBI's taxonomy places the organism in Eukaryota, Metazoa, Chordata, Mammalia, Primates, Hominidae. Gene Ontology annotation, cellular component: nucleus. Gene Ontology annotation, biological process: protein ubiquitination; ubiquitin-dependent protein catabolic process; positive regulation of DNA-templated transcription. The transcript has a single exon. Bases 223 to 1140 code for a protein of 305 amino acids. Gene Ontology annotation, molecular function: ubiquitin protein ligase activity. The record is from RefSeq and is a predicted model, not a curated record.